Molecule: messenger RNA, 893 nt
Organism: Rubroshorea leprosula
Lineage: Eukaryota; Viridiplantae; Streptophyta; Magnoliopsida; Malvales; Dipterocarpaceae
Source: the annotation of a GenBank genome assembly
UCAUGCUCCCUAACCUUUCAGUAACUACUUCACCAUAGUACAGGUUUUCCAAUGGAAAAUUGGACGCUGGCUCUCCCAACAAGAGCUGUUACUCCUUAUGGAAUUGCCACAGGCAGGGUCAGUGCCUCCAAUCGGCGCUUUGUUGAAGAAAUGCCCAGGAUUGAACCAGGUCAGAAUUCAAGACCGUUUCUGGCUUGGGAUAUGCAUGGGGGCCGCAUUUGUCACCUUAAAUACAACAGGAGAAUGGUGGGGCGCCGUCCGAAGCAAACAAUUACUGGCCUAAGAAGCUUCUUUCAACAGCAUGGUUUGCAACCAGGGGAUCAAAUUACUUUGUACAAGGAGGAGGGCAUUGAGGCGAUCUUGAUGGGAGUACUCAUCUCUCCACUCUAUGUGAUCCACUUUGAGAGGGUUAACGAAGUUGCAGCCGGUGAAGAUCCCGCUCCGUUGCAGGCUGGUGAUGAUCAUGCUCCCUGAGGAUUAACGAAGGUGUUUUCUGGUAGAUGCUUUUUUUUUUCUUUUUCUUUUUUGGUUUUUUUCACGUCUUUCUGUUGUGGUUUUUCAAUAAAUGUAAUUCUCUGGCCUAAGACGCUUCUUUCAAGAGCAUGGUUUGCAAUCUGCGGAUCUAAUAACUUUGUACAAGGAGGAGGGCAAUGAGGUUAUCUUGAUGGGAAAACUCGUCUCUCCACUCUAUGUGAUCCACUUUGAGAGGGUUAACGAGGUUGCGGGCCGCUGAGGAUCAUACUCUUCGAGAAAGCUAAAUCAGCCUGUUAAAAGAUCAAGGCCUUUUCUGUUAGUUUUUUUUCUUUUUUUUUUUGGGUCUUUUCCACGUCUUGCAAUAGUGGCUUGUUUGGGGUUUGUUUGUAGUGGUUUUCCAAUAAAUGUAAUGCUCUGGU